GAUUUCGCCAACCCACCUGAAACACCACCGUUUGAGGUCUCAAAUUCGUGACAGCUUCACUUGCAUCUCCCGCUGGUUUCCCUUUCGAGCCGUGGAAUUCCCUCAACCCGUCCUCGCCUCACCCUCCAAUCUUGGUACCCAACAUUGACAUCGUCAUGGAUGCGCUUGCCCGCUCAUCGUCUCGCCCACGGCCCUCCUCCAGACCCACGACCCCCCUGAGACCCAGUUCUCGGUCGUCGAUCCGCGAGGCCCAUGGUUAUGGCAAUAUUGGGAUGGCAGGCUACACCCAGCCUGCCAUCAAUGCGCUGGAGCCUCAGUUUGCAGAGCUUGCGGACUCCAUGGCUGAUCUGGAGGCGAACUUCAUGCACCUUCAAUUGAUGCAUGAGAGUCUGACGCGGUUCAGCGAGAGCUUCGCUAGUUUUCUAUAUGGAUUGAACAUGAACGCGUUCUGCGUGGACUUUCCGGAGGCCCCGAUUCCCGAGUCGUUUCGAAGGGCAAAGCAAGCAGAGGCACAAAAUGAUGCUGAAGCGGAACAAACUCGAGCGAUAAACGACGGGGAGAUGACAUUCAUGACUACGGACAGUUCCUUUAUUGAGCACCCUUCCGAGGCACUCCCUUCGAAACCUACGGCCAAGAUCCCGGCUCCUUCGCGUGGCACCACAAGAGGAUCGACACGGGGGUCGACAAGUGGUCGCUAUACGACAAGAGGCACCAAUCGCGCUCGCCCAAGCGCAUUGCCCCGCGGAAGGGGGCUACGAUGAAGGCAGGAACCGGGAUGCUAAGGUUUAUGAAUAGGGCGCAGGCAUGCGGAGGCACAAAGACUUACGCGUAGGGAACGGAUUGCUAUUGGCAACCCGCAAAACCUUGCAGACAAGAGCGCAACCCGGAAUCUCGAAGGGAACGCUGUUCUCAGUACAGUGAUUCCGAUGACGGUCGCGUUCCAGUGACACAAAGCCUGCCGAGCGACAUGCACGAUCUCAGCGGCACGGGUCCUUCUGUGCGAUGGAACACCUACCUAUCCAAUGUUGUAGAAUAGAUUUGCGAUAGGCUGGAAAAUUUCCCGCUUUUCUUGGGGCCAGAGGAUUUUCUUAAUGCCCGAGAAAAGACCUGAACGAAGGGUGGUGACAUUAUGGAAGAUGAUAGAAGUAUAGAUUGCCUGUGUUGGACUGUGGUGGCCUUGCGGCCUAGAUAGAUAAGCCUCGUAGGACCAUCGGGGAUCCCCAGAGUGACCC
This is a messenger RNA of Aspergillus ibericus CBS 121593, 1232 nucleotides long. Its product is annotated as DASH complex subunit DAM1. Gene Ontology annotation, biological process: mitotic sister chromatid biorientation. NCBI's taxonomy places the organism in Eukaryota, Fungi, Ascomycota, Eurotiomycetes, Eurotiales, Aspergillaceae. The record is from RefSeq and is a predicted model, not a curated record. The coding region runs from base 156 to 761 and encodes 201 amino acids. The transcript has 4 exons. Gene Ontology annotation, cellular component: mitotic spindle; mitotic spindle pole body; mitotic spindle polar microtubule.